Molecule: messenger RNA, 4047 nt
Organism: Nelumbo nucifera (sacred lotus)
Lineage: Eukaryota; Viridiplantae; Streptophyta; Magnoliopsida; Proteales; Nelumbonaceae
Product: Regulator of chromosome condensation (RCC1) family with FYVE zinc finger domain-containing protein
Molecular function (GO): metal ion binding
Source: RefSeq, a predicted model, not a curated record
AAAAAAUUAAAAAAAAAAAAAGAAAGAAGAAAAAGAAGAGAGAAAAUCUUCUCUCUCUGAAAAUUCUAUCCUCCGGACUCCAGUCAUUCUCACUUUUUUUUUUUUUUUUCUGCAAAGCCGCAGCAGUUGGAGCAGAAACAGAAGCAACUGCAUUCUUAGUUCUUACACAUUCUCUUGUUUAAGGUUCCCUUUUUGGGAAACCAAAGCCACUGCCAUUCUCUCUGUGUCUCUCCCUCUGCUGUUGUCUGUCUUAUUCUUAUUUCGCUCUUCUCUUCCAUGAAAAACGCAGAAAAAGAAGCUCAGGAAAAUGGGUGAAGAGCCUUUGGACAGAGAAGUUGAACAGGCAAUUGUGGCUUUAAAGAAGGGUGCACAUCUUCUGAAGUACGGACGUAGAGGGAAGCCAAAGUUCUGUCCUUUCAGGCUAUCCACGGAUGAAAAACUUUUAAUUUGGUAUUCUGGAAAGGAGGAAAAACAAUUAAGGUUGACCUCAGUUACAAAGAUUAUUCCUGGCCAGAGAACUGUAAAUUUUCUGAGACAACCCCAACCAGAGAAAGAAUCCCAGUCCUUUUCUGUUGUCUAUGCAAAUGGUGAACGUUCACUGGAUCUGGUAUGCAAAGACAAGGAGCAGGCAGACUCUUGGUUUGUGGGUUUGAGAGCAUUGAUAUCUAGGUCCCAUCAUUAUGGAAGUUUGUGUACUUUGAGGAAUCGUCCAGGAGCACAAACCUGUGCCAACAGUCCUGUUGGUUAUAGCCGGCGAAGGAAUAGUCUUGGACUGGAGGAUUCAUCUAAAUAUUCUCAGGUUCGCAGCUUAUGUGGGAGUCCUCCACGGUCACUUGCAGAGAGGUGUUUUUCAGAUGGCUUAUCACACUCUUCUGAGGGCUUUUAUUCAUCAGAACCACGAUCUUUAUCAAGCAUCAGGACUGCAAUGGAUUUUAUAGUUCCACAUUUGUCAUAUAUGGAGCCAAAUGAUCUCAAGGAGAAGAGAAGAGCUAAUGCUGGCACAGGAUAUCGAGUGAAUUUGCCUUAUGGUGUCAGAACCCAUUCUCAAUGUUUUCCAUCAACUGACAAUACUGAAGUUCUGAGGGAUGUCUUGAUGUGGGGUGAAGGGAUAGAGGGAGGAACUUUAGGUGGUAGGAGUGACAGGUUUGGUAACCCUAAUGGUACAAAAUUUGAUGCUUUAUUGCCCAAGUUACUGGAAUCAACCAUGAUGUUAGAUGUAAGGAAGAUUUCUUUGGGAGGACAGCAUGCUGCAAUAGUUACCAAACAGGGAGAAGUUUUCUGCUGGGGUGAGGGCAAUAGAGGGAAGCUAGGCCAUAAAAUUAACAUGGACAUAUCUGAACCAAAAGUUGUUGACUCGCUUAAGGGCAUCCAUGUAGAAUCAGUCGCCUGUGGUGAACAUCACACAUGUGCUGUAACACUUUAUGGUGAACUUUAUACCUGGGGUGACAACAGUUAUGGUAUUGGUCUCAUAGGUGAUGGAAACAAUGCGAGUCAGUGGUUGCCCUGUAAACUUUUUGGCCCUUUAGGUGGUACACAUAUAUCAAGUGUUGCAUGUGGAGAUUGGCAUACUGCAGUUCUAUCCUCCUCUGGCCAGUUAUUUACAUAUGGUGAUGGAACAUUUGGGGUUCUUGGGCAUGGGAACCAUCAAAGUGUUUCCCAACCCAAAGAAGUAGAAUCGCUGAAAGGGUUAAGAGUAAAGUCAGUUUCAUGUGGACCAUGGCAUACAGCUGCUGUUGUGGAUGUCACCACUGGUCCUUUCAAGAUAAGUUCUUCCACUGGGAAAUUAUUUACAUGGGGAGAUGGAGACAAAGGAAGGCUUGGACAUCUUGAUAGAGAAAGGAAGCUUGUACCAACAUGUGUAUCACGUCUUAUGGCUUAUGAUUUUGUUCAAGUGUCCUGUGGAAGGAUGCUGACAGUUGCACUCACAGACACAGGUAUGGUGUGGACAAUGGGCAGUACAGUGCAUGGGCAAUUGGGGAAUCCAUAUGCUGGAGACAAAUCAAUCAAUAUUGUGGAAGGCAAGCUUAAAGGGGAGUGUGUUAAAGAGAUCUCAUCAGGAUCCUAUCAUGUAGCUGUCUUGACAUCAAGAGGCAGUGUUUAUACAUGGGGAAAGGGUGCAAAUGGACGAUUAGGGUUAGGUGAUAUUGAAGAUAGAAACUCUCCUACUUUAGUAGAGGCCUUAAGAGAUAGACAAGUAUUGAGUGUUGCCUGCGGAUCAAGUUUUACAGCUGCAAUUUGUUUACACAAAUCUAUCUUUAGUAGUGAUCAAUCAACCUGCAGUUCCUGCAAGGUGGCCUUUGGGUUUACCAGGAAAAAACACAACUGUUAUAAUUGUGGAUUUUCAUUUUGCCGCACAUGUAGCAGCAAGAAGGUUAUGAAUGCAUCAUUGGCGCCGAAUAAAAGCAAGCCAUUCAGGGUUUGUGAUCCAUGCUUCAAUAGAUUGCAAUGUAUCACACAGUCAGAUAGACUAAAAAAGAUGGAAAGCCCAGGCCCAAGACAACCCUUGACACCACGCAAGGUAUUCUCUGACUUGAAAAUAGGGAGGGGAGAGGCAAAAAUUACACGGGGUUCUCUAUUUUCUCCCAGACUAAAUAAUAAUGAGGAAACCAAAUGCAAUGAAGGGCAGGUCUUAAUCAAGCAACUGGGAAGUCAGCUUCAUCAGGAUCCUACUUUUCCUUCAUCAACUGGACCACCAAGAUGGGGACAGGUCCCAUGCCCUGCAUUAUUUAGCACAUAUGAAACAGAAAAUUCUAUGGCAUUACUUCCACAUUCAGGAAAUCAAUUAUCUUCUGUUCCUCCAGCAUAUAUACAAGAGAUUCCCCAGCAAUCAAAAUCCAUAACCGGUGCUGGUAUGAAUGUGGAGAGAGGUUUAUCUGAGUCAGAUAAAUUUCUUAUAGAAGAAGUUUGGCGGUUAAGAGCUGAGGCUAAGACCUUGGAAAAGCAAUGUCAAAUGAAAAGUGAGAAACUUGAAGAAUGUGAACAAAGGCUUGAGGAAACAUGGUCUCUGGCAAGGGAUGAAGCUGCUAAAUGUAAAGCAGCAAAGGAAGUUAUAAGAGCCUUGACAACAAGGCUACAUACCAUGUCAGAGAAACUUUCAGUUGUAAGAGAAGUAAAUAUAAUCCCUGUAGUAGUUGAUGGAGUUGAUAUGAAUCUUCCACGUACGCCACCCAUCCAUGCUGAGAGUACUGACCUAAUUGUUUCCUCUGGGUUGCCCCCUGAAGUUGGAGAACUUGCAGAAACCUGUCGGUCACCUGAUCCAUUUUGUAAUGCAUUAUCUAGUACUCACGAAAGAGAUCUAUGUCCUACUCGCACUAGAUCUGGAGCUAACUCUUUACCAAGGACAGAUUCCAGACGAAAUGCUACGAAACAAUUGAAAAAUGAAUGGGUAGAGCAAGAUGAACCUGGUGUAUAUAUCACAUUCAUGAUUUUGCCAAGUGGACUCAAGGGACUGAAGAGAGUGAGGUUUAGUCGGAAACGGUUUAGCCAGAAGGAAGCUGAGCAGUGGUGGGAAGAGAAUCAGCUAAGAGUAUAUCAGAAGUAUCAAGUUGAAGGAUACAUCAGCCCAGGCAAGAACUAAACUGACAACUGAUGUUUUCCCACUCCUUGUUCUCCUUGAGUAUGCCAUGACCCCGUAUUGGGUCAUACCAAACAGCCUCAACUUGCUCAUCUGCAAUGAGUAUUUCUAAAGCUAAUCGAUAUGAUACAUGUUUGCCUUAUACUUAAAUUACGGGAUUGUUGAGCGAAGAGGCUGUUUCUUUAUUGCUUAAGAAAAAGCUCUUAUGGUCUCUCUUCCACCUUGAAGUUAGGUGGACAAUUUUUCAUUAGAUGCAAGUGGAGAGACUGUGCAGAGGAUUCUCUCUCUUUACAUGUAUUUAUGUAUGCAUCAAUGCCUGCGCAUUUUGGAGGCCUUUUUUCUGUGUUUUUUUAUUUUUUUUUUAUUUUGUAUUUAUAUAUGCAUCUGCGCUUGGGCAUUUUGGAUGCCUAGCCUGUUUUCCAGUGUAUAUUUUAUAUUAAUAAGGAAUCUCUCUGUCUCUCUCUCUCUCUCUA